Danio aesculapii is the source of this 2661-nucleotide messenger RNA. RefSeq names its product G-protein coupled receptor family C group 6 member A. Gene Ontology annotation, biological process: G protein-coupled receptor signaling pathway. NCBI's taxonomy places the organism in Eukaryota, Metazoa, Chordata, Actinopteri, Cypriniformes, Danionidae. The record is from RefSeq and is a predicted model, not a curated record. Bases 1 to 2661 code for a protein of 886 amino acids. Gene Ontology annotation, cellular component: membrane. The transcript has 6 exons. Gene Ontology annotation, molecular function: G protein-coupled receptor activity.
AUGAGAGGCGCAGGACAGCUCUGUGUGCUGGGGCUGAUGAUGCUGAGCUGGGCUUCGUGGCUCCGCUGUGACCCUGUAGACUCCAUGUGCGGUGCGUAUUUAAAUGGAGACGUCAACAUCGCAAUACUGAGCUCAAUUCACUCUAAGGUGAGAAACCUUCACCAACGAACCAGACCACAGCCAUUCAUCUGCUCUGAUUUUGAUCUGAUGACAUUUCUACAGUCGCUGGGUGCCAUCUACACAGUUGAGGAGAUCAAUAAUUCAAAUUUUCUCCCUGGAAUUAAGCUGGGAUAUAAAAUCUGUGACCCCUGUGCAUCUCCCACCAAAGCACUGCACUGCCUGGAGCAUUUACUGGCCAUCAAUGGAUCCUUACCGGCGCUUUCAGACUAUUCAGACUUCUGUCCACCAUCCAAAGCGAUUCUGGGAGAAAGAUACUCUGAGUUAUCCAUCGCUAUCGCCAAGCUCCUCAGCCUCUACCUUGUUCCUCAGGUCAGCACGUCCUCCUCUUCUCCAGUCCUGAGUGAUAAACUGCGGUACCCGUCCUUCAUGCGUGUGAUUCCCAGUGAUGUGCACCAGGCUGAGGCGCUGGUCAAGCUCAUCUCUCAUUUCUCCUGGAACUGGGUUGGUGUCGUGUACGGAGAUGAUGACUAUGGUAGAGGAGCCUAUCAGAGCUUCACAGAGAAGUCCCAGGGCAAAAUAUGUGCAGACUUCGAGAAAGUGGUGCCGCACUACUUAGACCAGGUGGAUGUGGAUAAGUACAUCCAAGAAGCUGCAAAUGCUAUAAGAUCAUCCUCCGCCAAUGUGGUGCUGCUCAUCCUGAAGCCACAGCUGGUGGAAAAGCUCUUUAAGGAGAUGAUCCAGACCAACACUAGCAGAGUCUGGAUCGCGAGCGACGCCUGGUCAAUGUACCGUCCACUAACCCAGAUGAAGGACAUCAACAAAGUGGGCACAAUCUUUGGCUUUUCUUUUGCUUUGGGAAACAUUCCAGGGUUUGAAGACUACCUGAGGAAUCUGAGGCCAACACCUGGAGCGAAGAAUGACUUCAUCGAGGAGUACCAGCAGCUGAGACUGAACUGCUCACUGUGGCCGUCCAGCUGCACCACAGAUGAUGUGCUGUACGCAGUAGAGCUGAGGGAGGCCUAUCGAGAGAGAGUGGCCAUUUACACAAUAGCACAUGGCCUCAGGGUACUCUUGAAGUGCAAUGACACUGCCUGCUCAUCUGAGACCAACUUCCCUCCAUGGCAGCUCGUGUCAAGCAUGCGCAGUGUCAAUUUCACACUCGACGGAAACUCUUAUUUCUUUGAUGAACUCGGUGACUUUACGGACGGAUAUGAUGUCAUAAUGUGGAAGGAAAAUAAUGAUGAGCGAAUGAUUGAACCUGUGGGAAAAUUCCUCAUUAAAAAAGGAGAUGUGGAAAUCUUUAGAGAAUACCACUGGAUCAAUGAAACCCUCCUCAGCUCCAGUUGCUCUGAGUUCUGCCAACCUGGAACAGUGAAGAAGCAGUCAAACAUCACCUGCUGCUACAAGUGUGUCCCCUGCGAUGCGGGAUACUACACCAAUGCAUCAGAUCAGUCUGAAUGCCUGAAGUGUCCUGACGGGCAGUCAUCUCUUAAAGGAGCAAUCCAAUGUGAGAUCGUCAAGGAGCAGUAUCUGUUCUGGACGGAUGGUUACCCCAUAGCUCUGUUAGCGGCCACUGCUAUAGGCCUGCUUCUGGUGUUGGCCUCGUCCAUCCUCUUCUGUGUGCACAGGAACACGGUGGUCAUCAAGAAGGCAGACAGCACAAUGUCAGGAUUCAUGUUUCUGGGGCUGACGGCCAGCUUCAUCAGCGUGAUCAUGUUCAUCGGCAGGCCGAAUGAGCAUCUGUGUAGGGCACAGCAAGCCGUGUACAGCCUCGGCUUCACCCUGUGUGUUUCCUGCAUUCUGGUUAAAGCCUUUCGCACCUUUCUGGCUUUCCUGGUCUUCAAUCCACAAAAGCAGCAUGAGCUUAGGAAACUCUACAAGCCUCUUAUGAUCCUGGUCCUGCUGACUGGGGGUCAAGGCAUCAUCCUAUUGUUCUGGCUGAUUUUGAAGUCUCCUUACCCAGAUCCUUUAAAGGCUGAAAGCAGCUUGAUAAAAUAUAUAAUCUGCAAUGAAGGCUCUAUUGCAGGUUUUGGGGCAAUGCAUGGUUAUAUAGCUCUGUUGGCCUUCACCUGUUUCUUUCUUGCGUUCAAAGGCAGAAAAGUCCCACAGGAUUUCAAUGAAACCGGAGUCAUCAUCUUCAGCAUGCUGAUCCAUCUGUUCGUCUGGCUUUGCUUUAUUCCCAUUUAUAUUGACAGAAACAGGACCGAGCAGCGGCACAUCGUACAGGCCUCAGCCAUCCUGGCCUCCAACUACGGCAUCAUGUUUUGUCAUUUUCUCCCCAAGUGUUAUGUGGUGCUGUGGGAGCUGUCGGAGAACUCUAGGGCGAUCAUCCUAGGCAGGCUGACCAGACGCAUUAGAGAUGAGACGGCCAGUGCAGAUAUUGGUGUAGUAACAGUCUCAGGCAUCAUCUGUGCAGAAGCGCCAGCAGAGAUCAGCCCUGUUUUCAAGGAUCCUUCUAUAAAAUCUGUGGAGUCAUUUCAUGCGGACAGAGGCGGUGCAGAGCAGGCCAGACAAAGACACAUUACUACAAAUCCUGAUUAA